Cornus florida is the source of this 1140-nucleotide messenger RNA. RefSeq lists its product as uncharacterized. Lineage: Eukaryota; Viridiplantae; Streptophyta; Magnoliopsida; Cornales; Cornaceae. The record is from RefSeq and is a predicted model, not a curated record. The coding region runs from base 1 to 1140 and encodes 379 amino acids. The transcript has 3 exons.
AUGAUAAGGAUUAAGACGACGGGAACUUUACGUGACAUCCUGACGAAGUCAGAUCAGAUCCGGGUUUUGCAAAAUCCAUCAUCAACAAUUGGCGCCGUCUGUGGGAACUUAUUUUUGUUCUCUAAACAAAGCAUGGUUCGUUUGCGAUCUAGUCUGGUUGCUGGCGAGGACGAAACGUUGCAGGCUCUUGGAGAUACUUCUAGUUAUGUUGGUGACAAGACUGAGGAUGUCACUCAUCUCGAUCUAGAGAUGCAGGAUCUGAAAGCUAGGGUUGACGAUGUUAUGCAAACGAUUCAAGGGAAGGGCCAAGCUGCAGUGAACGAUAUGGUACAGAAGACCAACCUAGCUUUUAGACUAGCUGUUAUGAGUUGUCCUCUACCUAGCAAAUUCAAGAUGCCAACUAUUGAGAACUUCGAUGGGACGCGGGACCCUCUCGACCAUUUAGAGACCUACAAAGCUCUUAUGUAUUUGCAAACCGUACUGGACGAGAUUAUGUGCAGGGCUUUCUCUACCACACUAAAGGGUUACGCUCGUCUCUGGUUCAAUAAAUUAAAGCUAGGUUCCAUUGAAAACUUUGAAGAGUUAAGCAAACAAUUUAUAGGACAUUUCAUUAUUGGGCAAAAGCAUAAGAGACCAGCAACACAUUUACUGAAUGUGAAGCAGCAGAAGGGAGAGCCUCUUCGUGAUUACAUAAGUCGUUUUAACACUGAAAUGCUGCAAGUAGAAGAGGUGGACGACAAGGUUGCCCUCACAGCCUUUAUAGGAGGACUACAGACUUCGAAGUUCCUAUUUUCCUUAUCAAAAGAAGCCCCUACGAGCAUGACAGAGUUAAUGGUUAGAGUGCGGAAGCACAUGAAUGCUGAGGAUGCUAUGAAUGCACGAAAAAACAAAGAUGGUGAAGAUAAGAGGUCGGAUAAAAAGAGGUCAACACCUAACACUAGGGAGGAAAGGGAAUCGAAGUACAAGAAAUUCUCAAAUAGCCAAGCUGACAGAUCGUCUCGCCGUCCAGUGAGCCCAGGCAGGUUUAAUAACUACACCCCCCUAAAUACAUCUGUAGAGCAGGUCUUUCUGCAGAUUCAAGAUGACACAUCAUUGAAAUGGUCGCCAAAGCUAAAAGCUGAUCUAACAAAGAGGUCUUGA